AUGAACAUCAAGCGAGACUUUCCGAAGAGCGUAAUCGAGAUAUCGCAACCAGGAUACGUCGAGAAGGUUCUGCAACGAUUCGGUAUGGCCGAUUGUAAACCCGUAAGCACACCGCUUGACACAAACGUUCGCUGGACGAAGCUGAACGAUGACCUGUCCGGAGGUCUGCAACCCGGAAGCAACACCGGUGAGCAACCCGAUCUCGAACUGCCGAGGAAACUGCGAACACCAGUACUCUGGUGUACAGGCUAUCACCAGCACCUCCGUUCGUCGUGCAUCAGCCGUCUAACUGGCAAGUCCUUUGUACCUCGUGUAGUGUACCCUCGUAGCUCGGGUGAUUUCCCGCCGGUGUUCGAGAUCACACAUUUGGCGACCGUGACAGGACAGGACACCCGAGCACUAGAAAGCAGCAUAAUGGCAGGAAAGUAUGUGCGUGCCCCAUCAUCAGGAGAUGAUGCUAGAGAUAACAAAAUGAAUUCUCUAUCGAACGAAGAAGAGUCCGCAGGAAAUCACCUGGAGUGCAGCGGGAGAUACGUCCGUGCACCUGUGAUAUCAGAAUCAGAAGAACAGGCCGCAAACAUGUACGCUCAUUAUUAUAAUGAAGCCGAAGAAGACGUCCACACGCAAUUACAAGACAAAAUCCGUGAGCUUGAAGAAGUUAUUCAACAAAUGCAAAAUACCAACAGAUGCCUCGAAAAUAAUGAACCGAUUCCAGACUCUUCUUCAAAAUCCACAACAUCGGGCGAAGGCAGUAUCAGAUGCGAUAUAAAACCCUAUCCCAAAAACGUCCCAGCUAGUAAGAUGUGGGAAGCAUGGACGAAGUUCAUUGAGGACUUUCAACUGUCAGUUACCCUGCUUAACGCCCACGAUCCCAAGCGCCGAAUAGACUUACUGAUGUUGUACAUGGGAGACGACCUGAAGGGAGUUGUACGAGCCGCGAAACUUAAACCCACAGUAGAAAACGGUGAGUGCUAUGAAACAUUCGUACGGAAUAUCGAUCAAUAUUUGAAAUCGAUGACGGAUCCAGCAGCGGAGCAUGAGGCAUUCUCUUGCAUGCAGCAGGAAGAAGGGGAAUCUGCGAUUGGGUUCCAUGCAAGAUUGUCGGAGGAAGUCAGGUUGUGUGGCUAUAGCGAACCGGAUCAGGAUGUGUUCGUACGAGCGCAGCUAAUGCGAGGCUUGCGUAACCAAGAAGUAAAACAACAAGCUCGUAUUUAUGGGUUAAAAACGAAUGAAAUAGUUGUAUCAGCAACCCGCGCCGAAGCAUUUCACACCGAAGUUAAAACUCGAGUUGCCGAGUGCAGUGCUAUGGCUAUACGCAGUUAUUCAACUCGUGAUAGCAGGUCCCGAAACAAACGUAGAUCAGAUUCAGCAAAGGAGUUUGCGUCACACACCAAGAGGUACAGGUACACCGAUAAUCGCAGCUAUGGUAGAGGCAGAAGCAGUUCCGAUAAUUCUUCAGUCAGUCGCAGAUACAGAUGCACCAGGUGCUUCGAAGACCGUUCUACACACGAUAACGGAAUUUGUCCGAAAUUGGAAAAACGUUGUUACAACUGCAACAGAGAAGGACACAUAGCUAGAGCAUGCAGAUUGAAUAGAGUGAAUGAACUGAGACACGAUCGAAGUCCUAAGAGAGAAAACGAUGAGCAUGAACAGCAAAUCAAUUCCCUAUCCUUAUGCGAUGUUUUGGUAGAUUGCCGCAUUGGAUCUUCCACCCCGAUAAAGUUCCUUAUCGAUUCUGGAGCCGACGUCAAUGUAAUCGGAGGCAACGAUUGGAGCAAGCUUGAGCAGGAGAUAUGUGCUGGACAAGCUCACGUGAUUUCUAAAAGUUCACACACUAAUCGUAACCUUCAGGCGUAUGCCACUAGGCGACCUAUGAAUAUUGAGUGUAUUCUUGAAGCUACCGUUGAGACUGUUAAAUCUCGGAAAUCGAUCAUGACUGCCGAAUUUAUUGUAGUCAAAGAGGGAAGACAAUCGCUGUUAGGUAGGGCUACUGCAAGCGACAUGGGUUUGUUAAGGGUAGGAGUCGAAAUAAAUAGCUGCACAGAAACAAAAAUCUUCCCGAAAAUGCCCGGAGUGCGCGUUAAUUUCAGCAUAGAUACCUCAAUCCCGCCAGUUAAAAAUGCUUACUGCAAUAUACCAGCAGCAUAUCGUCAGGCAGCUCGCUUAAGGCUCGAGCAAAUGGAAGCCAGUGGUAUAAUUGAAAAAAUAACGCAUGCACCUCGUUGGAUAAGUGGUAUGAGUGCAGUACCUAAGGGGAAAGAUGAUUUCCGUUUAGUGGUUAACAUGAGGGCUCCCAAUAGAGCUAUUAAACGGGAGUACUUCCGACUGCCACUGGUCGACGAGAUGAGAGUGAAGCUACACGGGGCUAGGUAUUUCACCAAAUUGGAUCUAUCAAAUGCCUAUUAUCACUUGGAGUUAGGUCUUGAGUCUCGCGAUUUAACUACUUUUUUAGCUGAUAACGGGAUGUACAGAUUCACUCGACUUAUGUUCGGGGUGAACUGUGCUCCCGAGAUAUUCCAGCGGGAAAUGUGCCGGAUACUGGAACACAUAGAGAACAAAAUAGUCUACAUAGACGAUGUCCUCAUUUACGCUACGACGCUUAAGGUGCUACGAGAAACGGUUAGCCUUGUCUUGCAGAUAUUUAAAUCGAACAACCUGACACUAAAUACUGCCAAAUGCGAAUUCGAUCGAACCGAAAUAGCAUUUUUGGGUCAUCAUCUCGAUAAAAACGGUUUCAAUAUUGAAAUCUCAAAAAUAAAAGAUAUUGAAAAAUUUGAGAGUCCAUCAAACGCAUCAGAGCUCAGGAGCUUUCUUGGGCUAGCGUCGUUCAUAAGUCCACACAUAAGAAACUUUGCUGACUUGACCGCACCACUAUGGGCUGCAACCGCGAACAAUGCUUGGAGAUGGGGAGAGGAGCAACAAACAGCUUUUAAUCUCGUGAAAAAUCAAAUCAUCCACUGUACGACCUCCCUUGGAUUCUUUUCUGAAACGGAUAAAACUAUACUGUACACGGACGCUUCACCUCAUGCUUUGGGAGCGGUGCUAGUGCAGGAAAAUUCAGAUAAGAUUCCCCGUAUCAUAAGCUUUGCAUCCAAAGCGUUAACGGAGACGGAAAGAAAGUACCCCCAGAACCAGCGGGAAGCUCUGGGAGCAGUAUGGGCAGUGGAACGGGUUUCUUAUUUCCUCACCGGCCGACCCUUCACUUUACGAACUGAUGCCCAGGGUAUGGCAUUCAUCAUUAGUAGACCUCGUGAAGAAUCCAAAAGAGCACUAACAAGGGCUGAUGGUUGGUCCCUACGCCUAAGUCCCUAUAUUUAUGAAGUUGAAUAUAUAAAAGGUCUGGAUAACAUUGCCGACCCUUCAUCGCGCCUAUAUCGUGGGGAAGACGAAGCAUUCAACGAAGACGAAAUUCAGGAUUGCACCAAGAAUGACGAAAUUCUGCAACAGGUUAUCUGUUCGCUCGAAUCAGGCAAAUGGCCCGCUAAUAUAUCCAGAUACAAAACGGUGGCGAACGAUCUGCAUGUAGUUGAAGAUAUUUUGGUGAAGAACGGCUGUGCUGUUAUACCAAUGGAACUUCGAGAAAAAGUCCUAAACAUAGCCCACCUGGGGCACCCACUAGAAGCUAAGCUCAAGAGCAUUCUUCGCAAAAGGGUCUGGUGGCCGGGAAUGGCAAAGGAUGCCGAACAGUGGGUUAAAUCAUGUGCCUCUUGUGCUAUAAACGGCAAGCCAGAAAAGCCCACACCUAUGCAGCGAAUAUUUGCCCCUAGAAUGGUAUGGGACACGUUAGCAAUCGACUUCAACGGCCCAUAUCACAAACUCGGCGGAAUCUUAAUCCUUGUGGUGAUAGAUUUACGGUCAAGAUAUGCGAUAGCUUCGCCUGUGAAAUCGACAAGAUUUGAAUACACAAAAGCGGUGUUAGAUAGUAUCUUUCGGAGAGAAGGUUUUCCUAAAGCUAUUAAAAGUGAUAAUGGGCCACCUUUCAAUGGAGAGGAAUUCAAAGAAUAUUGUAACAAACGCGGUAUAAAAACGAUAUUCUCAACGCCUUUCUAUCCCCAGCAAAAUGGGCUGGUGGAGUCCUUCAUGAAAGUGGUAAAUAAAGCUAUCUCCACUGCAUUAUAUUCUAACACAGACUAUCGAUGCGAACUACAGGCAGCGGUAGACGCGUAUAACGCCGCGGACCACUCUACCACAAAGAUGUCCCCUGAAGAAGUUCUCAUGGGCCGUAGAGUUCAACGAGGGUUGCCGAUCCUUAAUGAUGAUCACAUUCCAGAUACAGUGCAUACAAAUGAAACCUUGGACAGGCACGACCGUGAUAAUAAAAUCCGCUCAAAACACCGAGAAGACCAGCGACGUGGUGCAAGGCCAUGCCGAGUCAAAGAAGGUGACACUGUAGUUGUUGAGCGGCAAUCCAAAAGCAAAGGACAAACUAGGUUCCAUCCGAAACGUUUCGCAGUUGAUUCGGUAGAUAACGGAAAUUUGAUCCUGAUUGACUCCGAUGGGCAUAAACUCCAGCGUCACGUUUCGCAGACAAAAAAAGUAUAUCCAUGGAGAGUCCAAGCCGAAGCACUUGGCAAUUCGCAGAGCAACGAGAACUUCAAUGGUGCUGUUGAAAAUAAUGAACGUCCUACUAGGGAGAAACGAACUCCAGCAUAUCUAGCUGAAUAUAUGCACUAG
Uranotaenia lowii is the source of this 4674-nucleotide messenger RNA. RefSeq lists its product as uncharacterized. Gene Ontology annotation, molecular function: nucleic acid binding; aspartic-type endopeptidase activity; zinc ion binding. Bases 1 to 4674 code for a protein of 1557 amino acids. The record is from RefSeq and is a predicted model, not a curated record. The transcript is spliced from 7 exons. Gene Ontology annotation, biological process: DNA integration; proteolysis. Lineage: Eukaryota; Metazoa; Arthropoda; Insecta; Diptera; Culicidae.